GCGCCCCCUCCUUGUUCUAAUGCGGAGAGGAAGGGAGGGGAGAAGCCGUUUCAAAUACACAUACAUUUCAAUAUCGCUACUGAAUAUAUAUCUAUACGUUUUUCUCCAAAGAAUGAUUUGUGCAUAUGGAGUGGAUAUUAAAUUUGCGUAUUUAUCACGCUUAACACUUACGACGCACUCAAACGAAAGGAAAACGGCAGGAUAAAUCCUAAAAAGAAGCGAAGCGGCCUGUUUUUGUUCCUGAGGCGCAGCUCACACUGACAUCAAACGGGCACUUAACUCACGGCGCUUUGUUACACCAGACCUGAAAUUACUUCGCAAGUAAGCACGGUUAAUAUCUGGCACCCUAACGCACUGAAAGACUGGGUGCACAAAAAAGCGGCCUGUUUUAUUUUUUUGCAGCGGCAGCGCCAUGAAGAGCGGCGGACAAUAACAAGAGUGACGGUGCUUGUGUGUUACCACUAUGAUCCGAGGCUAAUCACGUAUGUGCACGUCAAGAAUAAUAAAUAAACAUAUGGAAUAACACCGCGAAUAAGGACUGCAUUCAUCCAGGAUAAGACAAGGAAGCAAUCUGCGCUCUGUUUGAAUUUGGUGGUAAUUGGAGGCCCGGUAGGGUGAAGAGCGCCACCCGUGUGUUGUUGUUGCAUUAAAAAAAAAGAUGCAAAAAAUCGUGCACAUGCAUCGCUGAAUGUGUUUUCAAUCGGAUCAACGUGAAUGUGCUUUUAUCCGAUGACGAUGAGGAUUUGGCCGUAUUUCGUGCCGUGGAAGAGGGGCAAACGUUAAGAUGGAGUGGUUUUAAUGCAUGCGAUGUAAAGACAAGCAUAUCUGCUGAAAUCUCCCUUGCAUUUCACACUCGACGGAAUUGCACGCGCAGGUUCAUCGACAUUGAUGAUACGUGGGCUGCUGGCGGGACUGAAGCCUUGUACUGUCGCUCCUUUUCUUUUUUUUUUCCUCCCCGAACUGGAUCUGUCUAGCACGACACUGCUGAGAUGAACCCGGUGAAUGCGACCACUCUCUACGUGUCAGCUUGUCGGUCGGUGCUGCAGUGCGAUCCCCGGGACCCCCAGGCUUUGGCGGAAAUCUAUAAGCUCUUGCCUUUUUUCAGACAGUCUCUCGCCUGCCUUGUGUGUGGCAAUUUGCUACAAAAUCCAAUCGCUCCUACCAAUUCGUCGUGCCAGCACUAUGUCUGUAAAUCAUGUAAAGGCAAAAAGAUGAUGAUGAAACCGUCGUGCAGCUGGUGUAAAGACUAUGAGCAGUUUGAAGAGAAUAAGCAGCUGUGCAUCUUGGUGGACUGCUACAGAAAGCUCUGCGAGUACAUCGCAGAUUCUCCUCUCGCCCAGCACAUUUCAAGUACUGUGGAAGGUUCCCCAGACAUCCUGGCUCUGUUGAAUGAGGGCCUCUCAUUGGACAACCGGCAGGAGGAGGAGGAGGAGGAGUCACUCUCCCUGAGCUUCACUAACCAGUCCCCAACACCCUCAACCUCAGAAAUGCUCCCUGACGAGGUCCAGUCCCCUUCGACAGAGAUCAAGGAGCAAGGCCUUAGUCCUUUAGGGGUGAAUGGUCUCCAGGACUGCAAUGGCUUGACCAACGUGGAGGAAUUGACCGCCAGUUUACCUUCACUAGAGGCCAGUGUUCCAGACUCGGUGGAGAGUGGGAGCGACCUAGUGAAACAAGAGAGUUUCACAAAUGAGAUCCCAGUGUGUGAGGCAGUGGCAGCUGCUGGCGAGGAGCUUUGUACCAGCACCAUGGACAUUUGUGGCUUUGGCGAGGAUAUUAAGCAUGAUGGCGGGACUCUCCUUUUGAGUGUAGAGGAAGUGCUCAGGACUCUAGAACCAGACCACGUCACCCAGGAUGAGUGUCCUGCUAUCUUGCAGUCGGCUCUUGAUCCUUCGGGGAACUUAAAUGGACCUUUUGCCUCGGUUGACUCUGCCCGACAACUCUCCUCGCUCCCACAGGAAGUUCUCUUGCCCCAACACCUGACGUCCCAGAAGAAUCCGCAACAUUUGGGAAUAUCUUGUUCCGCCGUGACACCAAGAAUGCCACGGUCCAACCGGAAACGCUCGCGGUCGGAAAGCGACAGCGAGAAGAUUCAACCCCUACCCAUUUCCACCUUCAUCCGCGGCCCCACGUUGGGCGCUUCCGCCCCUGUUCCGGUCAAGUGCGAACCUAAAUCUCCUGCUCUGACUAUCCCUCACAUGGCGGCGGUGCCCAACGGUGGCGGCCUUUCUAAGGUGGGCAAGACAUUACUGGUGCCUGCUAAAACUGUCAAAAAGACCCUUGACCACCAUGGACCCAAAAAGGCGUACACUAAGUCCAAACAGGGCACUCCAAAGUCGAAAGAGAAGACGAAAGAACGGAUUCUGACUAACGCACUCAUUCCUGGGAGCCCCACGAAAGUGGUGUACAAAAAAGCGCAAGAGAAAAAGGGCUGCAAGUGCGGCAGAGCAACUCAAAACCCAAGUGUUCUUACAUGCCGUGGACAACGAUGCCCCUGUUACUCCAACCGCAAAGCCUGUCUGGACUGCAUAUGCAGGGGCUGCCAGAACUCCUACAUGGCCAAUGGCGAAAAGAAGCUGGAGGCCUUUGCGGUGCCAGAGAAGGCGCUCGAGCAGACAAGACUUACUCUGGGCAUUAAUGUCACCAGCAUUGCAGUGCGAAACGCCACAGGUAGCAGCACUGGCGGGAUGCUUAACGUCUCCACGGCAGCUGGCUCACCUGUGGCCUCCUUCUUGGCUACGGGGCCGCACGAAGACAAAGGAUUCGAUGAACCGUUGGACAUGAGGUUUGACUGAGUUCCAGAUGAUUCUCCUUUAACAUCGCCCUGUAUUCCAAACCGACUUGCUUUCAGUGUGGCGGCACUCUGCCGAGGGGCUGAUGUAGAGUCAGCGAUAAGGCAGCUACUGUGAUUCUGUUCCAGUUCACAUUAUCAAUUAAACUAGUUAUUGCUGAAGCUUGUGCCUUUAAAUCAUUUGUACUAUUCUUUUUGAUUUUCUUGCACACCUUUAGAGGAGCGUUGAGACUGGAUAACAGAAGUCGAAAGUUUCUUUUGGUAAAGGUUUUUCUUUCCAUUUCAGUACAAGUGAUCUAUAAGGCAUGAUCUUUGGCAAGAUAUACCUGACCUCAUUGUUGUGGGUCACGUUAUGUGCAUAUGUGGAAGAUUUUCAGUUUGUAGGUUAGGGGAUGAGACCUGUUAAAUGAAUGGUACCCUACAGCAUCAGUAGAGACUGGUUGUAUUUAUAAACAGUUUUUGUACACAGACUUAAGGAAUACAAUUUAAAAAAAGUACAUUUUAUGAUAUAUUUUGUAAGUUACAUUAACAACAUUUGCAGUAUUUAUUGGGUAUCACUUAACAUAGAUUACGGUCCACCCAGGGCAUCAGCUGGAUACCAUUUCUACAGAUGCAAGUCACACAGAUGCAGUAUGUACGGUUUUUCUGUCUAAAUUAUGUUGUUGUCCUGAUUGUGCUAGUUUUUUGCUGUCUCCAAACUGUUAUUUUUUUUCCCUUGGGGCAUUUAAAUACCUGUAAUAUAAAUGUAACAUAUUUCCACAAAAAAGAAAAAACCUAACACGACUCAUGUUUUUCAUUUCAAAAAUCACUCUAUCAAAGUAAUUGCAUAGGUUUUUUUCCCCUGAAGGUGAUUUUAUAAAUCAUCUUGACAAGUUUAGAAAGGGGCUUUGAAUGAUAAAUGUAUUAAUUAGUGUGACUGUUUAUAUCUAAACAUGAAUGUGAAUAGAAUAAGCUCAACACAGCUGCACAGACAUGUGAUGUUAAACAAAGGGUGCUGCAAACAAUUACAAGAUUGUAUUACAAUCCCAAGUCUUUGCAAUGAAACAUAUGUUGUCCAUAUGCGAGUAAGUAACUUAUACAGCUGUUCAUGAAUGAACUGUAUAUUGUUUUUCCUGACCAAGUCAACCAGAAGUCAUAUGAAGGUGGGUAUAGUUUGGAGAAGGCAUUGUUUUGUUAGCUUGCAGCUGGAAGAUCCACACUAUUUCUUCUUUACUAGUGCAAAAAUCAUUUUACAGGGGCUAAGCAUACAAUUUUAAUGUGGCGUGUCAUUCAUAUUCCAGCUCAGGAAAAAUAUUGCUUAGGUUCAUUCAGCCACGGUAAAAUCCAUAUAUAGGCUAUUGUUUGUUUUCAACUGGUGUGGCAUCUUGACUACGGUACCUUUGAACAAUCUAUAUUGCACCUGAAACAUUAGAGGUUAAAAUAUAUAACUGUUAAUCAUUCAUGUUCCAAAGAGCACUAGAUGGGUAACUGGAAUGCCCUCAAUGGUCUAAUCAAGCAAACUGGGGUGCAGUAAUGCACUGGAUCUCUGCCCAGUAAUUGUAAUUACGAACAUUUACCACAAGUAGGCAGAAUACAAAAAAAAAACAUUUGCUAUUGUGAUCAAAUGUACCUUGUGUAUCUCAAUAAUUUGCAUAUUCAUGACCUCUUUGUUCAUGGGAAAUGGUUGUAGUAAAUCUGAUGACAUUUUCUAUAA
Messenger RNA from Rhinichthys klamathensis goyatoka, 4481 nucleotides. It is a transcript of the gene msl2b, whose product is annotated as MSL complex subunit 2b. Gene Ontology annotation, cellular component: MSL complex. The transcript is spliced from 2 exons. The record is from RefSeq and is a predicted model, not a curated record. Lineage: Eukaryota; Metazoa; Chordata; Actinopteri; Cypriniformes; Leuciscidae. The coding region runs from base 990 to 2792 and encodes 600 amino acids. Gene Ontology annotation, molecular function: ubiquitin protein ligase activity.